AUGUGGAUCAGAGGAUUCUUUCAUUUUGUUCCUCCCACUCUAGUUUCUUUUUUUCUCACUAAAACUAUCAUCAACAAACCAGUGACAACAAAAAGAAAAUGGUUGGAGAUUGAACAAGGAAGAGGAGGAACACUUGGUGAUUCUAGCUUUCGUUUGUGGUCAUUAACUACUUCACCUUCUUCUUCUUCUUUGCAUGCUUCUAAGAAUUCCAUACCCUCUUCAUCAUCAUCACCAAUUCCACCUUUGAUUGUAAGUAAACUAAAAUCAGCUAACAGAAACAAGAUCACAUGUUGUUCUGCUGUUCAAGAAUCAUCUACUACUACAGCAGCUACUUCUGAAACAAAGGAGUCCGAAACAAAAGAGGUAAAGGCGGCAGCGCCAAAGGCCGAACCGGCGAAGAAGCCUCCGGCUAAAGCACCAUCCAAGCCGCUACCUCAGAUGAUGGAGGAGGAUGUGAUCCCUUCACUUAAAGAAAUACUUGAAGCUCAAGAAGAUCUUUCUGAGAUUGAGUUGGUCUUUAAGGACAAUAAGUUAGAAGGUUCAUUCUUGAAAAACGGAAAUCCAUAUUCAUUUUGGGCCUUCUUUCCCACUGGCAUAACUGGUCCAAAGGGGUUUUCAUUGUCUUCAUAUAACUCAGGACCAAGCACUGUUGAGCCAUUUCUUGUUGAUGAAAAGAAAGUUACUGCAAAACUCAUAAUCUUCUGGGUUGAGAAACGUUUGGCAGCACAGGGUAUCAUUCCUGUAUGGAAAGAAUGAUUAAUAUCUUCAAAAUAGUGAAAAUUUUUCAUUUUCAUUUUGGUUGCAAAGUGAUGUAACAGACAAUUUAACAUUCUAUUGUCCCUUGGGCCUUGGCUUAAUAAAAAACUAUAUUGUAUA
Molecule: messenger RNA, 876 nt
Organism: Arachis duranensis
Lineage: Eukaryota; Viridiplantae; Streptophyta; Magnoliopsida; Fabales; Fabaceae
Exons: 5
Coding region: 1-756 (251 amino acids)
Source: RefSeq, a predicted model, not a curated record